AUGCCUGGCAAAGUUUCAGCGCUGGGCCGAAAGAAAGGCCCCAAAAAGGGCAAAGCUGGCUCCAGCAGACGAGGAAAGGGGACAAAGUCUACCAAGUCCAAGAGCUCCGGAUCCGGCAAGAAGAAAAAGAAGGGCAAAAAAGGUAAACGCAAAAAGGGCAAAAAGCGGAAGAUGAUUUCACCAGAAGAAUAUGCCGAAAUGGAGCAGCAGCUGAAGAGCUGUCAGAGAACCAACGAACUGCUCACCAUCAAAUUGACAGCGAUGGCACAUUCUCGUGAACAAUACCGUAAGUGCUCUUUCAGUCUGUUGGAUGAGAAUGAACACGUACACAAGCGUCUUAUCAAGGUGGAAAGAGACUGCAUUGAAGUUGUGGGAUACCUUCGGCAAAAGAGAGGCGCCAAUGAGGCUAGACUGGAGGUGGUUGAAAAGGAACUUGCUCAAAUCAGGGAAGUCGAAAGCGGUAAGCGAAACACUCUGGCAGCAGAGUAUGAAUACAAGAUCAAAGGCCUCAACGAAAUCAUUUCAGAAAACGAAAUUCAAAUAUUGAGACUCGAAUACGAGACCAACAAGCUGAAGGGGUUGAAGGAGGCGAACGAGAAGCUAGAAGAAACGAACGAGUCCCUGCGGAAGGAGCUGCUGGACACAAUGGUGCGCCACCAGAACCAGCUGGUCGAGUACGAGGCCAUGAUCCUCCGCGAGAAGCGCAACCUGGAGAAGCUGGCGCGCCAGGAGGUGCACAACCUGGUGGACACAGCUCACCAGAUGGCCGCCAAAGAGAUCAGCGCCACCACUGCGGACGUCUACGGGCAGAACUACUGCCUGAACCGGACGCUGCAGCAGUACCAGGCGCGGGUGCUAGCCCUGGAGGCCGCCGACGCCACGCGCAGCCGCCAGCUGGACCGCGCGCGCACGCACGCCGAGACCAGCUCGGCUGCGCUGCUGCAGAUGCGCCGCCAGCUGACUGCGCAGCAGGUGGCGACGCAGCAGCUGCGCGAGCGGCUGGCCGAGUCCGAGUCGGACCGGCUGCAGGAGGCCGUCACACUGCAGGAGGUGCGCGCCGAGCUGCUCGACUGGGCGCAGCACGAGCGCCAGCAGGAGCAGCGCCAGCUGGCGCAGCUGCGCCGACAGCUCGCGCUGCGAGAGGCCACCGUUCGGCGGCUGCGCGCGCUGGCACGCCGCGUCCUGGCGCGCCGCUCUCAGCUGGAGGACUUCUUCCUGUCGGCGCUGGAGCAGGUGGCGGGCGCGGCGGCCGGGGAGCGGCGCCAGUUCUGGCGGGACGCCGAGCACCAGUACCGGCAGCGGAUGGCGGCCGGGCUGGCCGGCCAGGCGCCGCCGCCUGAGGUGAUGACCACCGACGGCAGCCAGAAGUCGUCGCGCGACAUCGUGCACGACUGGCAGCGGCACAACGAGUGGCGCGCCGACGCCGACCAGGUGGAUGUGUCGGCGCUCACCUGGCUCCAGAAGGAGAGCGUCCUGCGGGUGCUCUUCGCACACAUCAACGGCGCGCAGAGCCGAGCGCGCCGCCAGCAGCAGCAGCAGAAGAAGGGUCGCUGGCCGAGGAAGAGGACCGUGGACGUGGGCGUGCAGAAGUUCGCGCAGAGGAGGAGCACCAGCGGAGACACCUCCAGCGCGUACCCGCUGCUCAGCCCCUAUCUGGAUAAGUCGGUGCAAAUGCUUGGUUUGUGA
This is a messenger RNA of Amphibalanus amphitrite, 1686 nucleotides long. Its product is annotated as basal body-orientation factor 1-like. The record is from RefSeq and is a predicted model, not a curated record. NCBI's taxonomy places the organism in Eukaryota, Metazoa, Arthropoda, Thecostraca, Balanomorpha, Balanidae. Bases 1 to 1686 code for a protein of 561 amino acids. The transcript has a single exon.